GUGUGUGUGUGUGUGUGACGUUUUUAUACCGCGACGCUCGCUUCGCCACGUCACCUCUGAGAGACUCGUGUGUUUGUUUUGGUUUUUUUUCUGCUGCUUCAUCAUCUCUCACGUGCGUGUUUGCCGUUGUUCGGUCGCAUUUAGCUGACACCGACAACCGGCAACAUGUUGACGACGGAGGACUUCACACAGUUCCCGCUCCGGAUGUGGGAGAAGGUGCUGUCCAAGGUGAAGAAAGCUGUUGUUUUCAUGGAUGACAGGUGUGCCGAGGCUCUGCACUGGAGCGGAGGUGCCGCCGCCUUGUUGGAGGCAGGGGCCAGAAACCUGAAGGAGUUCUCAAGCUUCGAAGCCUGCGGGGCCAAUGAACCGAAAGCGGUGUUUGUGGUGAGCACCUUGCUGAAGGGGAGAACCGUCGACAUCAUUAAAGACGUCAUAUCCCUCAGUCACUUCCAGUACUGCGUCGUGGUCACCACCGUCGCUCACUCCGUGCACCUGCUCGCCAACAAUGUCACGGCGGAGCUGGAAGGCACGCCCGUGUUCGAGCAGUUUGAGGAGAAGCUGUGCGAGUGGAUGGGGAACAUGAACUACACGGCUGAAGUCAUGCACGCCCCCGUGGUCUUUGCCCCCGUGUCCCAGCAGCUGCUCCUCACACCCAUGUUUGCACACCUGUUCCCCCUGCUCUCACCUGACCUGCAGCUCAUCAACGCCAAACGUCCAGAGAAGAAGAGAUUUGGAAGCCUGGCUGAUGUGGACGUGCACUCUCUCCCCGUUGAACUGCAGCUUGAAAUCAAAUCCUUGGCGUCGGUGUUGAACUCAGUGUUCGAUGCCACAGGCACCAGGGAAGAGAGUUUCGCUGUGGGUCCCAUGAGCCGCAUCAUCGCGGGGGAACUGGCCAAUCACCCUCAAGCCAAAAACCGAAGAAAGACAGCUCCCAAUAAGGCGUCCAUCAUUUUCGUGGACCGGACAAUGGAUCUUACAGGAGCCGUUGGUCACCAUGGCGACAAUCUGGUGGAGAAGAUUCUGACUGUGCUCGAACCUUUACCUGGUCACGUGACGGACGUACAAGUGGACAUGCUGGAGCUCACGAGUCUGCAGCGAACCCCUCACUCCAAGAGCACCCUGGUGCCCGGCUGUCUCGCACAGACCCAAUCACCUGCAGCACAGUCACUGUGGGAGGCCAUGCUGACCAGUAAACACAAAGAGGCGGUGAUGGAGGUCCGUCGGCAACUAGUGGAAACAGCCAGCAAGGAGAAGCUGCCAAUCAAGAUGAGCAUGGGCCGCGUGACCCCCGAGCAGCUGUGCUCCUACAUGCAGCUGUUCCGGAGUAGUUGGGGGGCGCUAGAGAGCCACUGCGGGGUGCUCCAGCUGGGCCUGGCUACGGCCCAGACGCUCCGCCACCCCGGCCUGACCCGUUGGGACGCCUGCCUGGCCUUCGAGAGGCUGCUGCUGCAGGCUCUCGGAGACUCUGAUUUCCCCACCGUGCUGAGGCAGCUGCUGCCCUUGAUGAAGCCCCGUGGAGGCGAGGACAGCACGACUUCGGGGUCGAGGUCCAAGGACGAUGAAUGUGGGCCUGAUGAGCUGAUUCUCCUGCUGGUUUACCUGUACUCUCUGGCUGACGAGGCGCAUGACAGCGACGAGGACGAGGUGGAAAAGCUGGAGAGGGAGCUGAUGGGAGCGCUGACCCUGGUCAUCACCCGAGAGCCCGAACUCAGCCCCUUGCUCCAGAAACUCACCGGUUGUGCAAACCCAGAGGAGCUGACCACAGAGCGAGCACACUCUGCCGUGGAGGAGAUGUUCGAGACCCUCCGAGGUCUUAGCAACACCAGAGAUCACCUGAAGCAGCUGCGCUCCGUCUAUACCGCCAGCGAUGGAGUUCACCAGGCGACCUAUCGUCCUUUCCUGCGCCAGAUCUUGGAGGAAGUUUUCCACCCCGACAGACUUGAGUGUCCCGACAUCGAGCACAUGUCCGGAGGACUCACGGACCUGCUCAAGACCGGCUUCAGCAUGUUCAUGAAGGUGAGCCGCCCGCACCCCAGCGACAACCCUCUGCUCUUCCUCUUCCUGGUCGGCGGAGUCACACCCUCAGAGCUCCGUCUCAUCAAAGAGGUUGUCGCCGCACACAAACCAGGGACCCAGGUGCUGGUUCUGUCCACCAGAUUACUGAGGCCGACGGAUAUACCCGAGCUGCUCUUCACUACCCAAAGACUGCUGCCUGAUAUCGGCGUCUAGGAGGUCGUCACGUUGAAACGGAUGCACGCACACGUGAAAGGACACGUGUGCCGCAAGCGUCCCAACACCUCAUCAGGUGUGAGCACAGCACGGAGUAAUGACAUUCACUGUUGAAAGCAGAGAUGAUGACACAAACGAAGCAACAUUCCUGUUCAUGUCAGAGUAUUCUGGUGGAUUUAAUUCCACGUUAUUAUAUUAAAAAAACAAGUAUUGAGUUUAUUUUUUUGGAGGCGCUAAAGGAAAUGUACAUUUUUGUGUGUGGCGGACAGAAAUCUGUUAAAAGCUGCUUUGUUUUCCUAAAAAAAAUGGUGUCAAAUCACAACAGCACAUCAAACGCUCAUACAAUAAAAUCAGCGACUUUUCAAAACA
Messenger RNA from Larimichthys crocea (large yellow croaker), 2598 nucleotides. RefSeq names its product sec1 family domain containing 2 (gene scfd2). The transcript is spliced from 9 exons. Gene Ontology annotation, biological process: vesicle-mediated transport. The record is from RefSeq and is a predicted model, not a curated record. Bases 166 to 2229 code for a protein of 687 amino acids. NCBI's taxonomy places the organism in Eukaryota, Metazoa, Chordata, Actinopteri, Sciaenidae.